This is a messenger RNA of Dimorphilus gyrociliatus, 2750 nucleotides long. Lineage: Eukaryota; Metazoa; Annelida; Polychaeta; Dinophilidae. The record is from the annotation of a GenBank genome assembly.
GUAGAAAAAUCAAAAUGGCGACGAACGUAUCUGAAGAGAUAGAAGAAAAUGAAAAUGAUCUUUACCAUAAAGCGACUCUUCAAGAUGAUGAAGAGUCCAUAUCAAGCGCCCGAAAAAAAUACAGAAUGCUCAAAGAAAAACGAAAAGAAAUUAAAAAAGAAUGGAAACUGAUUUUAAAAAGAGAACGUCAAAAGAAAAGAAAACAACUCAAGGCCAAGGAACUGGGAGUACCAGAGUAUGAAAUAACCGAUGAUCAGAUUCCAGAUGAAGAUAGUGAUAAUUAUGAUUAUACAGAAGAGGAAAAGAAAUUAAAAGAAAGAGAAUACAAAAUUAUGAUGGAAAGAGAACGAAUUGCCCAUCUGGAAUGGGCGGGCAAUAGAGAAAGGGAGGAAUAUGAGAAAAAGCGAAGAGAGGAAAUAGAGAGACGCAUAAGAUUGGAAUAUGAGGAAAAAGAAAAAUUAAAGUCUGUAAAGAAGAGAAUAAAAACGAAUAAGAGAUCUGAUGAAGAAAAUGAUAGCGCUCACGAAGAAGAGUCAACGGAUACUUUUGAGAGACCAAAGAAAAAAGUUAUUCAAAAGCAUAAUAACAUGCCUCCACCAGUAUACACAAAUUCUUUGGAUGCCGAUUGGAGGAACCCAACCUCUCAUGAAAUGUCUUAUAGUAGUCAAUCAAUGACUGAUAGACUACAAUUAGAAGCCAAUAAAUGUAAUUAUUAUUGGAAAACUGGAGUGUGCAGAUUUGGGAAUAGAUGCUCGAGAUUCCAUCCUAGAGUGGAGCAUAGCAAUACUCUGAUAUUUCACAACAUGUACUAUCAUUUUGAACUAGAACAAGGAUUAUAUGAUGACGAUUACAAUACAGGUGUUGAAUAUUAUAAAAUGAAAAUGAAAACAGUGUUUAUCAAUAGUUUUAUUGCAGAUCUUACUUUGGAAUAUGAAUAUUCUGCUAUUUAUAAACAUUUUAUGGAGUUUUAUCAAGAUUCACUACCAGAGUUUAAACUUUGUGGUCGAGUUCUACAAUUCAAAGUGUGUUGUAAUUACGAACCGCAUCUACGCGGCAAUGUAUAUGUUCAAUAUGAUAGGUUAGAGGACGCUAUUACAGCCUAUAAGAGGUUUAAUGGUAGAUGGUAUGCAGGCAGGCAGCUUAGUUGUGAAUUCUCCCACUUGAGAGGGAGUCAAGAUCUCGAAGUCGAUCUUCAAGCUCCGGACGACGAUCACGAAGUAAACGGCGUUCAUACAGUAGGAGACGAUCUCGUAGUAGAAGACGUUCGCAUAGUAGUAGGCGACGCUCUUACAGUAGGAGACGUUCUUACAGUAGGAGACGCUCUUACAGCAGGAGGAGAUCUUAUAGUAGAAGUCGUUCGCCUAGCCGAAGAAAAUCACGUCAUAGAUCCUAUUCAAAGUCCAGAAGAUCAAGAUCCAGAUCUUAUUCAUCAUACGAGAGGUCUAGAUCUAACUCCAGAUCCAGGCGUCGUAGUCGUUAUCGUUCUUUAUCCCGUUCUAGCUCAAAACAUAGUAGGGUCUCAAGAUAUAAUUCUCGUUCUAACUUAUAAGUUACAAGAAGAAAAUCAGAGAAUUAACAAAGACCCAAAUUUAGGUAUAAGUACAAGCCAAUCUCCUUCAAAUAAAAAUGAUGAGUCACCCUAUUCUCCUAGUCGAUCUUCAUCUGUUUCUCGACUUAUAACUAGCAGACCAGAUGAGAACCCAGAGUCUAUGACUGAAAAUGAAAAAGAGAGCAAAACGUCAGAUGGUGAGACUGAAGCAAAUAAUUCAAUUAAUUGUCAAAGUCCUAAAAAUAUUGAUGAAAAUACUAUUGAAGUCAGAGCUAUUAGUGACAGUAUUAAUAAUGAAAAGGGUGAUUUGCAGACGAAUAAGGAAAACCUCAAAACAACCGAUUAUAAUACAGAAGAGAUAAAAAAAGAAGGUAGGUCAUCGAAAUCGAACUCACCUGCAUAUAGUGAUUAUGAAGAAUGGAUUAGAAAUAGAAAAUCCAGAUCUAGAUCGGGUUCGAAAAAACGAUACUCCAGAUCAAGGUCAGGUUCGUCUGACAGAUCUUACUAUCGAUAUUCUCGAUCAGCCAGGAGAAGUGACAGACGCAGUUCAAGGUCAUCAUCUCACAGAUCAAGUAAUAGAAGUAGAUCUCGUAAGCACUGGCCCCAUGACAAGUACAACGAAGUAAGAGAAAUGGAGAAGGAAAAAGGUAGGAAAGAGUGGAGAUAUCAACAAAUAAGAGCAGAAGAGAGGAAGAAAAGAGAUGAAGAAGAAGCUAGAAAGGAAAAAUUAUACCUUCGUUCAAGUGGUUGGGAAAUGAAAGUGCCCCCUCCAAGUAUGCAACCAAGUGAACAAAAGCGACGUUAUAAUGAUGAUUUAAGGUGGCCAUCACGCCCUAGAGAUCCUCCGCCUUAUUAUUUGGAAGAACAUAACUCAAAACCUUAUGGCUCAACAAGAUCAACAAGUCGCAAUUCACGUAACAGAAAUGUUUCUAGAAGGGCAGAAUUUGAACCAGAGUCAUCGAGAAGAAAUUCAAGCGAGGAAAGAGAACGAGUUGAACGUCUGGUUCGAGAACAGCUUCAGAAAUAUGGGAUAUCCGUUAAAAAGGAAGCUGAAAGUGACGAUAGUGAAAAGGAGACUGUUGUAGUCCAAUACUCUCAAGAAACAAAAACUAGGAAAACAACUAGAAGGACUCAUUCAAAUAAGAAGGGGAAAAAAUCAACAGAGCCUACCGAAGUAAUCGAAAUUCUGGAUUCAGAUUAA